AUGGGAGGUCCUGGAGGGAAGCGCAAGCGGGGUGAGCGAACCUACUCUCAGGACAGCAACGAUGGAUCUCGACCGUCGCCGCAUCGUCCGGGAAACUUGAAUCUCGCCCAACAAAACCAAGCCCAUCAAGGUCAUCAACAACAAUAUGAACAUCGUGGCCGAGGUGGUCGACGCUACAGCCGUGGAGGUCGAGGUGGUGGCAUGCAGCAGAGGAGUCCGUCGAAUGGCGCGCAAUCCAAUUUUACUUCACCUCGAAACACCAACGCUCUGUCCCCGCCAGCACCACCAUCGCAGCUUAGAGAGAGUGUGAGACGCGCUCAAACACCGCCAGCACAACCGUCAACACAACCGUCAACACAACCGUCAGCACCAUCAGCACCGGCGCCCCGACCUGACGCUCCAGCACCAGCUUCUGCGCCGAUCCAGCCCGUAGCACCCGCCCCGAGCCCGCGACCACCUCAGCCACCAGUGGAGAAAAAGCCUCCUACUCCCUAUAACUAUGAAUAUUUGACAGCUGAACGGGUAGCUUCCUGGAAGGAGGCGGGUCGGAAGGAUAUUGUCGGCCUGGGUACGAAAGCUCGCACCGGCGAAGACCCCAUUAUACUCGGAGGGAUCUUCCAGGAGCUGCUGAAAUCCGGUUUAGAUGGCAAAAUUGAAGCUAUUGAUGCGGGAAGUGCUAUCAAAGACCUUUUGGCGGGGGAGGCGUCUGCCGCCGAAGAUGACGCAGCGGACGGCGAAGAGAAGUUUGACCCCCAAUCGCUCUUUCUUGACUGUCUCUCUAUCCUGACUGAGAACGAUGUCGCGAAUCCGCUCCUGCGCACAAUUGUUGUGGCGACCGAGGUGUCUCCUGCAUUGAUGCGACAGGAACUCGAAACCCCGUUGCUCCAGUCCCUUGGAAUGAUCAGAGAUACUUUUGGUCGAAUGGGAAUUCGGAAACAGACGAACCUCCUCUACCGUCAAUCAAACUACAACCUUUUGCGUGAAGAAUCCGAGGGAUACUCGAAACUUGUGACGGAGUUGUUCACGACUAGCAGCCAUGAACCUCCAACAAGUGAGGUGGUGGAGGAAACUUUUGAGAGGGUCAAAGCCUUGAUUGGUGCAUUCGAUUUGGACGUUGGCCGAGUACUCGAUAUUACGUUGGACGUCUUUGCUGCAGUUCUUGUGAAGCAGUAUCGCUUCUUUGUUAAAUUUCUGCGAGCAAGCUCCUGGUGGCCCAAGGAGAAAAUUUUUGAAGGCAUCCAAUCUUCUGACCAAGGCGUUGGAACUCUUCCUCUGUGGGCAUUGCCUGGUUCAGCUGGUUGGACCAUCGACGAUGAGGAGAGGGAAAAUCUUUCUCGCUUGAAAGAACAGCGGGAUCAUGCGUUCUGGGACCGAGUCCGUGAAGUAGGCAUGGAUGCUUACUUUGAACUUGGUGGUAGGAGAGUCAUUGGAAAAUCGGGGCUGGCCCAUACGAAUGAUAUUGCUCAUCAAGCAUCGGAUGCCGACAAAGACAUGGAAUGGAUCGAAACCACUGGGACUCUCCCGCCACAGGGAAACCGAGUCGCUGCUCAGCUCCUUGGCUUCAAACUACGAUUUUACGCAUCGCCUGCACGGGACGCCAAUGAUUCUUUGCCGGUAAAUCUGAUAUACCUGGCUGCUUUGCUCAUAAAAAUUGGUUUCAUCUCUCUUCGAGAUCUCUAUCCUCACUUAUGGCCCGCCGACGAGGCAAUGGAAGCGGUUCGGGAACAGAAAAUGAAGGAGAAGGCUGAACGGGAACGCGCAAAUCGACCUGGUGGAGGCGCAAUGAAUGCUCUGGCCAUGGCUGGAGCUCUUGCCGAUGACACAAUAUCUGUGCCAUCACGACUCCGAGAGAUCGACGACAAUCGAGGCACACCAAACAGAAACGAAAGCGAAGCGGCGAAGACUCCUGGCAAAGAGGCAGCACAAGAGAGCACCACUGAGGAGGCUGAGAAGGAGAAGCUCCCGGAACCAGCCGAUCAGAAAGUUCAGCUGUUGAAGAGUCUCUUGUGCAUUGGUGCCAUCCCAGAGUCUCUUUUUAUGCUCGGUCGCUUCCCGUGGCUUAUGGAUGCGUUCCCUGAUCUACCGGCUCACAUCCAUCGCAUAUUACAUCACUCUUUAAGCAAGGUUUACGAGCCAUUGCGGCCGUUGAGUGAUCGCGAAGGCUUGCGACACUCGAAGAAGAUACCAGAUCCUGAUCAAUCUGGAGUGCCAAAAGGUCAGGUGCGAUUAAUAAACGCCCCUGUUCGCAAGGUCUUGCGGUGGGCUCAGAUUGACCGAGACGACACGAAUGAAGCAACAGAUUAUCGUUUCUACUGGGAUGAAUGGUUAGACCAUGUUCCGGCCUGCCAAAAUGUCGAUGAUGUCUUCUCACUCUGCUCAACGUUUUUGAAUUACUCUGGAGUCAAGAUUGGCCAGGAUCCAGCGCUCUUGAUGAAGCUUGCUCGCAUAGGGAAGCACAGCCUCAAUACGGAUCCUUCGCCUGAAAACCAUGCUCGGUGGAUCGACCUGUCAAAGCGUCUCUUGGUACCUGCACUCAGCUUGACCAAGAACAAUCCCGGUGUCGUCAACGAAGUAUUUGAGCUGCUGAGGAACUUUCCCACGAGCACCCGCUACUCGAUCUACGCUGAAUGGUAUACUGGUCAAAUUUCUCGCUUGCCGGAUAUCAAAGUGGCGUUCGAUCAGGCCAGAGCAGAGACAAAAGAUGUUCUGAAGCGUAUCAGCAAGACCAACGUAAAACCCAUGGCCAGAGCUCUUGCCAAGGUUGCCUAUGCCUCGCCUGGUGUGGUCUUCUCCGUCGCUAUCAGCCAGAUUGAAUCGUAUGAUAACCUUGUCGAGGUGGUCGUUGAGUGUGCUCGUUACUUUACUUUCCUCGGAUAUGACGUCCUGACCUGGUCAUUGAUGAAUUCCCUUGGAGGCAAGAAUCGCAACCGCGUCCAGGCCGAUGGUAUGCUAGCCAGUAAAUGGCUGUCAGCCUUGUCUCUGUUUUCUGGGCGCGUCUUCAAGCGCUAUUCUGUCAUGAAUCCCACUCCGAUCCUACAAUAUGUGACAGAUCAAGUUCAAAAGGGAAACAGCACGGAACUUAUUGUCCUCAAGGAGAUGACGCUUGCAAUGGCUGGCAUUGUCGCAGACACGAACUUCAAUGAAGCUCAAACACAAGCAAUGGCCGGAGGUAGUCUUCUUCAAUCGCUUACUCUCCUCCAAUUAUUAGAUAAACGGCAUGAGACGAAAACCACAGCUAAGAGGCUAUUGAGAGCCCUGACCGAGCCAAAACUCGCUGGGCAGCUGCUCAUCUCCAUUGCUCAAGAGCGACAAACGUGCAUUUUCAAGGUGCCGGAGCCGGACGCUCAUUUGAAGCUCUUGGGUAACCUCCUCGACGAGAUCCACAGAGUACUCGCACAGUACCUUGACUUUCUUCGCAGCAAUUUGUCAGUCAAGGAAUUUGAUGGACUUGUUCCAGAUGUCAUCAGCCUCAUCCGCGAUUUUGGUCUUGACCCAGCCAUAGCGUUUUGGUUUAGCAGGCCAAGCAUCGUACAGGCCUUGGCCGAUGACAGUCAAAGCGCAACUCCAAUUGUACAGGCCUCAUCGAAGCCGAGCGAGUCACCUGCAGUUGAAGCUGAUGAAAAUGUGAACGAGGAUGGCGAUGUCAGCAUGAGUGACGUGAAGCCCGAAGAGGGUGAGCAGACUGAAGAUGCGGAUGCAGAUCGCGAACAGGGUGAAGAAGUAAGGACACCUGAUGUGAAGGAAGCCGAAGAGGUCACGACGAACGGAGACCUUGACAUGCAAGAUAAUCUCCCCUCGACAGAUGUGCCAACACCGGUGCCAGGUGCUGAGGCUAACAGUACCGGUGAGCCUUGGCACCCUGUUCUAAAAGAUCUGGCAGAGAGAAUAAAGGCAGCAAUGCCAGAGGAGAACUGGGAAAUCCUCAACGCAAACUUUUAUAUCACCUUCUGGCAAUUGACCCCCCAGGACAUGCUGGUUCCGACGCAAAGCUAUGAUGCUGAAAUUACUCGUCAGCAACGCAAGCUGACAUCGAUUAUCAACGACCGCUCAGAUAUGACUGUAGCAGGCCUUCAGCGAAAGGACAAGGAGAAGAAGCAUCUCGAUGAUCUAAAGGAUCGGCUUCGUGGUGAAAUGAAGACGCAAGUUCAGUCUUUCUCUCAAACAAGAAGUCGACUACAAAGAGAGAAGGACCACUGGUUUCCCAAUUUCUGGGGCAAAUGGGAUGCUCUCAAUGAAGCCCUCAUUCAAAACUGUUUCCUUCCUCGCCUACUUCUUUCGCCCUCUGACGCUCUAUAUACGUUCAAGAUGCUCAAAUUCCUUCACUUCUCAGGCGCCGCUAAUUUCCGCACAAUGGGCGUUAUCGAUAAUAUCUUCAGGGAGAAGCAGCUGACUGCACUAAUGUUCAUGUGCACUUCUCGAGAAGCGGAGAACCUUGGCCGAUUUUUCAAUGAGCUCUUUCGUGAUCUCAGUCGCUGGCACGCCGACAACGCCAUCUACGAAAAGGAAGCCUAUGGUGUCAAGCGUGACCUCCCUGGGUACGCUAAGAGGUUAAGCAAUGAAACCAAGGGCCCAGAAACAUUUUUGGACUUUGAAGAAUUCCGCAGACUGCUUUACAAGUGGCACAGAAGCUUCAACAAUGCUCUCAAAGCAUGUUUCACCGGUGGCGAAUACAUGCACAUCCGUAACGCGAUCAUUGUUCUCAAGGCUGUUCAUCUCUACUUCCCUGCAGUUAAUUGGAUUGGCCGAGACCAGCUUACGUGCGUUACGGAGCUCAGCCAGAAUGAGAAGAGAGAGGACCUCAAGAUUGCCGCUACAUCUCUUCUUGGCAACCUGAAGCGGCGGGAAAAGCAAUGGAUGCUUCCUCAGGCAUUCAAUCUUGUAAACGCAGGCCUAGUCCGCCAACAAGCUGGCUCAGGAAACCCUAGCAGCCGUGCUGGCUCGGCGGCUCCAGGUACACCUCAACCAGAGUCCAAGCCCGGGACACCACUCGACGCAACCGCUGUAGAGUUUAGACCAAAGGAGCAAGCAAGUUCAAAUGGUAUUCUCGCUCCCCAAGCGAGUACUGAUCGAGCUGAAGUUGAGGAUGGCGAAAUCGAAGACGCCAAAAUGAAAGAUGCGUCCACCGCAAAAGCAGAGUCUAAAUCAGGAGAAGGCGACAACGCGCAAGAUAGGGAGGCGCAAAAGCCGGGAUCCUCGACCACCCCUGUUUCGCACAUGACGGAAAAUGUAACGGAAAAGACUGAAGACGUUGAACCCGAGGCGUCACAACCCCCAGCUGAAUCUGAGGCACCGACCUCUAAAUCGCGACAAGCCCAUGAGCAACCGGGGCCAAGUCCAGCACCCUCAGGACCUAGCCUCGAUCCACGCCCAAAUCUUCGACGAAAUGCAUCUAAUUCUGCAAUUGGACGCCCUCAGCAUGCUUUGCCAGUACGACCGGAAGGCCCGCCGCCCAGAUCUCAUGACCGCCGAACGGGAGAGCAGUUUGGCGAACGGCGUGAAGGAAGAGAUCAUCGAUUUGCUGAAACAGGAAGAGCAGAUCGCCAGGGUGAUUACCUGCAUGAUCGUCGACAAGGCCCGCCGGCCGUGGGCCGUGAGCGGUAUAUGGGUAGUGAUCGGGAUCGCCGAGAUCUGCCUAGGGCAGAAGAACGUGAAGGCUUUGUUCGCGCGCAGGCAGAGGAACGUCCUGGCAGACCUCACAGGGAUUCUCGUCCGAGGUCAAGAGAGGGAGACUGGCAUGAGCGUAUGCCGAGCGAUAGGUCUUUUGGCCAAGGACUGCCACCCACUUCGCGAGCGUCCGAUUUCCCUGCACGACCGGCUCGAGAAUUGACAAACAUGGGACCUCCACCGCCAGGUCCGCCUCAACAUCAUGAACAAGGGGGUUACCUGGCUGCGCAGCCUCAUCCUGAUCGGGCUGCUCUUGUCAAUGGACCUCAAUAUCCCGAGCGGGGCGCUGCUGGUGGCGCCGAUGGAGGCCGAAGGGAAUCUGGGAGAUAUGAGAGAGACAGUCGUAGAGAGCGUAAUUCGCAUCCUCAAUCUCCAUUGCGCCCGGAGGAUAAUCGGUUGCUUGGGCAACAAAUGCGGGAGGAUGGACGUGAAUACAGCAGCAACUAUGGACCACGCUAUGACGAGAAUAGACCUCCCACAGGACCAAAGGGGGAUCGGCCGCCUAGGGGCGGCAUGGGUGACCGGGAAGUGCCUCCACAAUCAGGGCCUCUCCCUGGUGCCAUGGAUCAAACUCAUGGUCGCUUGAAUCAAGAUUACAGGCCCCCAGCCCGGCAGCAGGACCCCAACUAUGGACGUCUUAACGCCGGACCAGAAAUCCCGUCAGGCCCGCGCGGAAGGGGUCAAGGCAGAGGCGGAAGAAAUACGAGUAAUGUGCGUCAACAAGAACCACCUUUUCCUACGGGACCUCAGAUGCCCUCGCCAACCAUUUCUGAGCGUCAGCCGCCAAGAGGACCGUCACGCGGUGGGCCACGGACUUCGUCUGCGCAAUUCGAGUACCCACCAUCAUCCGGCCGAGCGUCGCCGCCAUCUACAUCCCACGAAAACGCUCCAGACAUGAGUGGAGUACACCCAGACCGGCUGCAGGCACUUCGCAAAUCUCCGGAUACUCCACCCUACGUCAAAUCAGCCGCAUUACCGCCACAGCCGGCAAUGGCGGCUCCUCCCGUCCACCCAGGCCCUUCGCCUUCUGGCCCAGCACCUUCGGGUCCUCGGAACCAGUACGCUGCACCAGUUAGCCCUGGCGGGCCUGGUUCUGGUGGCAGAAACCCUCCAACUGGACCGUCAUCGGGAGGCGACCGAAACCGGGGCGACAAGCGGUUCGCCGGUAUUCAGAAUGUCCUUCAGCAGAGUGGCCCUGAGCGCAGUGACCGUGGGCCCCCUGUUCGUGGACGAGGCGGCAGGUCUGCCAAUGCAGGCGGAAUGUCGUCUUUUGGCGGCAGCUCUGAGCCAUCGACACCUGGCGCAGGCGGUCGCUCCGAAGGCCGACCUGAUCUCUUUUCUGACCGCGUGACUAUGCCGAGUGUUGCCACACCUCCAGUCGAUGAACGUCCGUCAAGCCGGGCACAUCGCACGCGAGGCGGAGAAGGAGACCGCCGUUCGGCUCGGACCGAGUCCAGCCGACCUAGUAGUCAAGACCGGGCCGCAGGAAGUCGACGUGAUGAGGAGCGCGCUCUUAGACGAGAAGAUGGGCGUGAAUCCCGCGGCAGCGGACGAGAUGACCGAGAGCGCAGCCGUCGAUCACGCGGAGACGACGGGCCUUCGCGAGAGCGCCGGGAUGGCCGCGGUCGUGACGACGCCGAGCGCAGAGGCGGAGCCAGCACAAGUGGAGGAACUGUAGGCAACACUGUCGGCGGAUCAGAGGAGGGACAACGGUCUUGGGGAAGUGAAACCGGUCGUACGCGAGGCAGUGACAGGCGAGAUGAUCGUGAUCGCGAGCGGCGAGACGGACGCAAACGCGGUCGCGGUGGUGACGAUUCUGGAACUGGAGAAAGGAGCUUUGGAGAUGGGAAGCGGCCUCGCCGAGCGCAAUAA
Messenger RNA from Xylona heveae TC161, 7536 nucleotides. RefSeq lists its product as hypothetical. The coding region runs from base 1 to 7536 and encodes 2511 amino acids. Lineage: Eukaryota; Fungi; Ascomycota; Xylonomycetes; Xylonales; Xylonaceae. Gene Ontology annotation, molecular function: mRNA binding. Gene Ontology annotation, biological process: mRNA processing; mRNA export from nucleus. The transcript has 2 exons. The record is from RefSeq and is a predicted model, not a curated record. Gene Ontology annotation, cellular component: THO complex part of transcription export complex.